AUGUCUCGCCCAAUCGUCAUCUCUGGUCCAAGUGGUACCGGUAAAUCCACUCUUUUGAAAAAAUUAUUUGCUGAAUAUCCAGAUGUCUUUGGAUUCUCUGUAUCUUCCACUACAAGAAAGCCAAGAGAAGGCGAGGUUCAAGGUAAAGAUUAUAAUUUCACCACUGUUGAAGAUUUCCAACAAAUGAUUAACGAUUCUAAAUUCAUUGAAUGGGCUCAAUUCUCUGGUAACUAUUACGGUACUUCAAUAGAGUCUGUUAAAAAUGUUAUUAAUUCUGGCAAAACCUGUAUCUUAGAUAUUGAUAUGCAAGGUGUCAAGUCUGUCAAAAACACUGAUUUAAAUGCAAGAUUUCUUUUUAUUGCACCACCAUCUAUUGAAGAUUUAAGAAAAAGAUUAGAAGGCAGAGGUACUGAAACACCUGAAUCCUUAGAAAGAAGAUUAGGUGCUGCUUACGCUGAAAUGGAGUAUGCCGAUUCUGGCGCUCAUGAUUUAGUCAUUGUUAAUGAUGAUUUAGAAAAGGCUUACGAAGAAAUGAAGAAAUUCAUAUUCGAGUAA
Arxiozyma heterogenica is the source of this 555-nucleotide messenger RNA. It is a transcript of the gene GUK1, whose product is annotated as guanylate kinase. The coding region runs from base 1 to 555 and encodes 184 amino acids. Gene Ontology annotation, biological process: purine nucleotide metabolic process. The record is from RefSeq and is a predicted model, not a curated record. Gene Ontology annotation, cellular component: cytosol. The transcript has a single exon. Gene Ontology annotation, molecular function: GMP kinase activity. Lineage: Eukaryota; Fungi; Ascomycota; Saccharomycetes; Saccharomycetales; Saccharomycetaceae.